Molecule: messenger RNA, 3039 nt
Organism: Triplophysa rosa
Lineage: Eukaryota; Metazoa; Chordata; Actinopteri; Cypriniformes; Nemacheilidae
Exons: 5
Coding region: 329-2476 (715 amino acids)
Source: RefSeq, a predicted model, not a curated record
AGUAGCUUUAUUCAGAAACAGAAACUCUAUAACCUUUAGAAAACACAAGUCGACAUGUGUGUAAAGUGUCACUCAGAUCAGAUCAGCUGCGCGCGUGCCCGGAUAGGAUUAAAGUGUCAUUUAGGUUCAGGUAACGCAAUUUUCAGAUCAGCUGCGCGCGUGCACGGACUGAAGUGUCAUGGCUGCCGCGCGCUGCCGAACGCUUCACCGGACGGGAGGGAAAGAGCUUUUCUGUGCAUGGCGACAAAGUUCAUCCGAACCCUCUUAAAACACAAUAAAGAGGAGUUUACUGCACUGGGAAAGAACUGCAGGGUUCCGAGCGGUCAGUAUGAAUGUGGGCAGUGCCAAGAAUGAAGCGAGCGGUAACUGGCAUAAACGUCUGCGUUUGAGGAAAAACUCCUUCACAUCCUCCUGUGAACAAAACACUGUGAAACGAGAGAGGAAACAUGGACAAACAUCUACAGAAACAUCGGAGAAGCGUGCCAAGAGUCUGCAGAAUGGUCAGGCGGUGAACGACUCCGUAAACGAACGGAUGUUGUGUUGUUCUGCGUGUAAAGACGACCUCACGUUCAGCCCCGGCGAAUUAACACAACAUUUUAAGAUCAUCCACGCUGGUAAAGCCCCAGUGUUUCCCUGCGACACGUGCAGCUUCUCCACCUCAGUGUUCUCAACGCUUCAACAUCACAGAAUAAUGCACAAGAACUGUUGGUUUCCCUGUGAGGCUUGCAAUGACGACGUCCAGGAAACCUUUCCUCAACUGUCCCAACACUGUCAUGAAGAAAAUGUGGAGUUUAAGAGUGACGCGGCGGGUGAGGAACGCAAACAUUUGCUCGGCGCGUGUCGUCACAGAUGGAGCAGAAGAAGAAACUGGUGGAGAAAGCGAGAACCAGCCACCACACCAGACGACAAACCCUCCCACCACCUCCAGAUUAUACUUCCAAAACCAGAAGCGCAGUGGACGUCUCCAGGACUUCCCAUAUCAGCUCCAGGUCUUCUGGACAAUCGUGGAGUUUUACUGGAUCCCGAGAAAACUCUUCAGGAGACGCAGCAGUUUCUGGAAAAGUGGCCCGUGUUCCUCAAAACCGAGUUGGAUCAGACUAAACCCGUCCCGUCAGGAGCGAGAGAACGACGACAUCCAGAGCUGAUCAGCGGUCUGAUGGAGAAGAAUAAGAUAUCCGUGCCACCCGACUGCACUACAAAAGUGCUCGGCUUCAAGAUGGUGGGUGGCAAGAAACAUUUAAUUCUCAAAGUCAUUCCGUCAAACAAACGAGACGCUUCGGCCCCGAGGAAAUCAAAAGGUGUUAAAUGUCAGUCAGCACAGGAUCAGACGUGGCUUGAGCGUGACGGGUCGAGCACUAAACACUCUUCUGACGGAGAGCUGACAUCCAGCAGGUGGAAAGGAAUCUCACCUCUUAAAACUCUUUACAGUCCCCACGAAGACGAAUCCCAGCAAAACUUUAUCACAAGCCAAAGAGAUUCUGGUUGUCACGGCGAUGUGGCCUCAGGUUCCUCAAUAGAGAGAUGCCAUGCCCAGUUUGUUGCUCUGGUAUCUGACAAAGAGUUUCAGCGUUCAGACCUGACGGAUGUGCCGACAGAUUCAUGUGUCCGUGUCCGUUCAAGCGCUCGAUCUCCUCUGAAAGAUUUCUGUCAGAUUGAGAGUGAGAUUAGUGAGGUGUUAUUCCACCGCAGUGCUGCUGACGAUGAGAGCACAAACAACACAAACCCCAGAGAUGUUCAGCUCCCAGUAGAUGAGUGUGAAUGUGAGAAGAGAACACACAGCGGCACCGCUGCACAUCAGCUCUCUCAUUCACUGCACACUCGUCUCACAUCAUCAUCAUCAUCAUCAGCAUCAUCAGCAUCACAUCAUCACAUCGCUGACGCUGAAGGUAUAAACCAGCGGCGCGAGCUCAUCGGCACAGAGAUCUCUCAGAAGCGUGCGGUGCAAGUGUUGUUGAAUCAAGAAUCCCAGAAGAGAGGGCGUCCAGAGGAGAGGGACACCCGCUGGGAGGCCGUUCCUCCAGACGUGCCCAGAUCUCUCAGACUGAGACCUCACUGCUCCUCACAGCUCAUCUCCAUCCUGCAGGAGAAGCAGCCCGUCGUAGUUCUCAAUCAUCCCGACUCAGAUAUUCCAGAGGUGAUCGGCAUCAUGAAAGUCAUUCAGCAGCACAAAGGAGCCGUGCAGCGGGUCGUUCUGUCUCGAAAGACCCUCAGCUCUCUGGCAGACCGCGAGCGUCACGUGUCCCGCUGGCCGGACGGCACGGUUAAAGAGCGAUUUAGCCUGAAACUGAGGCUAAAGAGAGUGUGUGGAAGAAAGUUUACCGUGGUACCGCCGGCGCCGGAAAGCCUCGUACCGCAGACGAUGUUCAGCUGCUGGUUUUGUGGACGGCUUUUCCAAAAUCAAGAGGUGUGGGUGGGUCACGGUCAGAGACAUCUCACAGAGGCCACCAGAGGCUGGAAUCACAUCUUUAACACAUAACACAUGCAGUUUUCAGGUAACCGUUGGAAAUGACUGAACGUGGGGUCUGAAGUAAGACAUCUGUCUGUCUCAAUAAUACUUGAGUUAGUUCUGCAUUAUUUUUCACACACUGACUUGAACUUUGACAGAAGUGACAGAAGAUUGCUGGAUGUGUCGUGUUUGUUUCAAAUGACACCAGCACACUGGAGUAUAUACAGUACAGAAUUAGUUUUGUAUUUAUUUGUUCAAAGUUUUAUUUAAAUAACCUGAACUGGGUUCUCAGGAUGUCAGAAACUUCAUGUUUUGAUUUCAGUGGUCAGAUCAGGAUUUGAUUCUCAUUUCUUAAGCCAAAGUUCUCAUUGACAUCAGAAUAAUAAUGUGAGUGAUUAAGAGUUUAUUUGCAUUUGAACUGUGAUGGUAUGGUGACUUCAAUCAAAGUCUCUUCAAUCAAAGUCUCUUAUAACAGCUGUGCAGAACUCAAGAGCCCCUCGAUAGAGCUGCCAAUAAAUCAUUCUUUUCAAGAACAUUUGAAUUGUUUCAGAUUUAAUUCAUCAUAUUUUAUUUAUUUAUCAACAGUUACCUAA